Molecule: messenger RNA, 14937 nt
Organism: Mytilus californianus (California mussel)
Lineage: Eukaryota; Metazoa; Mollusca; Bivalvia; Mytilida; Mytilidae
Product: titin-like
Exons: 61
Coding region: 46-12645 (4199 amino acids)
Biological process (GO): protein phosphorylation
Molecular function (GO): ATP binding; protein kinase activity; guanyl-nucleotide exchange factor activity
Source: RefSeq, a predicted model, not a curated record
AAGAUACAGACAGCUACAGAUAUUAAUAAUGACGAAGACAGAGCCAUGUGGGAUUUGGCGUCUGGUCAUGACAAAGUGGACAAACCUACUGCACCUGUUAUACAGCUUGAUAUGUCUGAAUCAGAUGAAUGUUUUUCGAGAAGAUAUGAAGUCAUAUCUGACUACCAUGAUGAAUUUAAUGAUAUUGACCUGCAGAAAGGGGAGAUAAUUGAGGUGUUGGACAGAUCUAAAGAAUCUCAUUGGUUGGUCAAAUCCAUGCAAGAACAAACAAAGGUAUGUUAUGCUCCUCCCUACUUGUUGGUUGUCACAGAUGUUGACAAUGUUGGGAACAUACCUGGAUGGAAUCAAGGUCAAGGGAAAAAUUCUGUGUCUAAGGAAGAAAUACAAACUAAAACAAAAAAAAUUUUGACUGAUUUAUUGGAAUCAGAAACAGACUAUAUUUGUGAUCUGAAGGAUCUUAUAGACACAUACAGUCAGUCUCUAGCGAAAGGGAAAUUUUCAGACAGGAAAAAUAUAAAGGAAGGGAAAAUCUCAAACAAAAAACCUGUGAAUGAAAGAGAAAUUGCCAUGGAAUCAACAGAACAAAAAGACAAAAUAGUUGAUCAGCUGUCAAAGCUUUACCAGUUUCAUAAGGAAACAUUGCUGCCGAGCCUUCUAAAAACACAAGAUGAUGCUGAAAGUGUUGGUGACCUAUUUACUGAAAAGCGUGGAAGUUUCUGUGAGUAUGUUCCAUUUGUUUCCGACCAUGACAAAGCAAUGAAGGAUACUGACCCAGAUCAAUUAGCAGCAUUGAUGGAGGCAUUUAGUUUGAUCUUGGGUGAUCCAGCGAAUGCAUUUGAAGAUUUGAUGAACAGACCAUUGGAAAGAAUUCAUGAAUAUAUAGAACUUCUAAAGACACUGAUUAAACUGACUGCCCAGUCUGGAGGAGAUUGUUCAGGGUUGAUGGCUGCUGUCCAGAUGUUAACGGAGAUCUGCAGAACUAUGGAAGACAUCGUCUUAUUGGAUAAAAUUGAAGGUUACCAAGGUGAUGUCAAACAACUAGGACCUGUCCUAAAACAUGAAGACUUGGUCAAUGUCAUGGAAGACAAAGAAUCUGAAUCUGAAGGUCACAGACAUGUCAUACUAUUUCCAGACAAGAUUAUGGUUACCAAGCCAAUGACCUCUGAUCCAAAAGGAAAGCUAGAAUUUGAAAAGAUUAUAGAGCUAAAAGACUUAUCUGUUGGUAAACAAGAAGAAACAGAUGGAUCAUCAUGUACUAUUGAAUUGUGGGAAGACAAAUUGUCGGAAUUAAGUGCAUCACCAUCACUGAAGCUACAAGUACAAGAUAUUCACGCAAAACAAGCUUGGCUGAGAGACAUUCGAGAGGCAAAGAAGAAACUAGAAUUACAAGAAGAAACAUUAACCAUGCCAGAAUUCAAACAGAAAUUAAAAGGGAAGAACCUAACGUCCACACCAAAAAAAUCCAAACUGGUAAAAAAUAUUGACUCAGUGGAAGUUGAAUCAGACAGAAGUUCUGAUGAUUUCAAUAUACUAGGGACCACAAGGAAGGACCUAGUUGGAGACAGAUAUGUAGCAGCUGAAUUUGAGGAUGGAACAACAAGACCUGUAUUUAAAAGGAAACUACAAAAAACUAUUGUAGAAGAAAAUUCCACAGCAAAGCUAGAAUGUGAAGUUGCUGGAAUACCACAACCAAAAGUCCUCUGGUUGAAGAAUAACAGACCAUUGUUUGAAUCAGACCAUUGUAAGGUCAUCACAGAUGGGGCCACACACAUACUCGAGUUUACCGACAUCAGAAAAGGGGACACAGGCCUAUAUACGGCCAGAGCUAUGAAUGUUAAUGGGUCCACAAUCAGCACGACAGAAUUAUAUGUAGGAGAAGUCCAACCAGCCUUGCUGAACAAAUACAAAGAAGGACUAUCAGACUCAAAGUACCAGACCCCAGCAUACUUCUUCCAGAUGAACAGUUGUCAGGUAGAAGAGGGUCGAUUGGCUCGUUUUGACUGUCGUGUGGUAGCAUACCCUAAACCUGAGAUUGUAUGGAUGAAAGAUGGAAAAGUAGUGGAGCCAAACGACAGAUACAAACUACUAAACUUCAACAAUGAAAUCUAUUCCCUUCUAAUCCAGAAUGUUGUCAAGGAGGACAUGGGAAGAUACACAUGCUGGGCUCACAACAAAUAUGGAGAGGCUAUGACAGAAGCUUAUCUCAAUGUCAUUGCUUUUCAUGAUCAGCAGGAGGAAGGUGACAUUUCACCGCAGUUCCUGACAAGAUUUUAUGACCAAACAUUGACAGAGGGCGUGCCUGCUGAAUUACAGUGCCUUAUUGAUGGCCGUCCAUUUCCAACAAUCAAAUGGCUGUUUAAUGACAUUGAAAUUAUACCAAAUGACAAUGUUCACGUUUUACAAGAGAAAAACUUGAUCGGUCUAUGUAUUAAGGAAGUGACCUCAAAUGACCUUGGUACAUACACUUGUAAUCUGAAGAAUGCCCUUGGAGAGGCCUCAUGUAGUGCUGGAUUAAAUGUUCUCAGUGAAAAGAUCAAGAAUGUACCGGUAUUGCCAAAAUUUUUAAGGAAACUAUCUGACCAAAAUGUCAGAACGGGAGAAGGUGUCACUUUUGAAGUUGUUGUGAUAGGUGAACCACCACCGAAGGUGACAUGGUUAUUUAAUCAUAAACCAAUAUCAGAAACUCGCAGAAGAUUUAAAAUUAGCCAGGACGGAGAUGUCUAUAGACUGACCAUUGAAGACUUGAUUCUAGAUGAUGAUGGUAAGAUCACAUGUAAAGCUGUGAACACUGAGGGAGAAGUCUACUCCAGUGGAAACCUCCUCGUUAGAGAGUCCAGAAGGGCAUCAGAAAAACCAGAAGAACCAAAAUUCACACAGAAAGAUUUUGAUGCCAAAUAUGGCUAUUUACCAACAUUCAUAAAGAAAAUAGAAGAUACUUCCAUUCCUACAGGAAAAGACGGAAAGUUUGAAUGUAGAGUGAUGGGAAUACCGGAACCAACAGUCACAUGGAAAAAAGACGGCAGAAAUCUGACAAAUGAUGGUCAUUACUUAAUAUCAAAAGAUGGUGGUAACUGUUACUUGACCAUCAGGGGUGCCAAAGAUCGUGACCAGGGGCUUUAUACAUGUAUCGUUGCCAAUGCUGCUGGAGAAAACACCUGUACAGCUUACAUGAAACUGACUGAAGCUUUGAAGGCAGGAGAAUACUUUGAGAGGGAGUCAUCUAUUACACCACUUAUAAGAAGAGGAACAGGUGAAGUUCCCACAAUGCCAUAUGAAAAACCAACCAUCAGUGAUAUAAGACCAGAAUCCACCAGGUUGACAUGGCAACCAGUAUUGACCUCUGCUCUCUCACCUGACAGCAAAAAUAUCAAAUACCUCAUUGAAGGGAGAGAACUUCCUGAUGCUGACUGGAGAAAAUUAGCAUCUGGUAUCCAUGGAAACACUCAUCUGCUGAGAAACCUCAGACCACAGAGAGAUUAUGAUUUCCGAGUGAGAGCCGAGAACCAGUUUGGGGUCAGUGAUGCAACAACACCAGCCAUGUUAGAAAGACCAAGACCAGAAGUUGAUGACUUUGUCGACAGUAUGAAAUCAAAGGUACCCCAGUUUAAGAGACCUCCAGAACUUCCAAAAUCAAAACCAUUGAUAGCUGACUUUGGAACAGAUUCAGUCAAGUUGGCAUGGCAACCAGCUUAUGUACCACCUGCAGUAAAGACUGCACCCCCAGUGUCAUACCGAUUGGAAGCCCAAGAACUUCCAGCAACUGAUUGGCUGCCUUUGAGUAGCAGACUAACAGAUACAAGUCAUUAUUUAUCAGACCUCCUGUCAGACAGGGACUAUAAUAUCAGGGUCCGUGCUGAGAAUAAAUAUGGUCUCAGUGAACCUACAGAAUCUAUUUGGAUUCCAAGAGCAAAAGCGUUCCCAGGUGUCCCCAUUUCAAGACCAGAGAUAACAGAAAUGGAACCACACAUGGUCAAAUUACGAUGGGAACGUGUCGAUGUGCCAUCAUUCUCAGCUAAUGACAAAGACCUAAUGUACAUGAUAGAAAUGCAGGCACCACCUGUCAGAGAAUGGUCCACUGUUGCAAGAGACAUACCAGGAACUGUCUAUGUUGUGUCUGACUUAGAACCAGGCCAGGACUAUAAAUUUAGGGUCAGGGCCCGUACUCCGUUGGGUAAGGUCUCUGAGCCUUCACCAGUGACAUCAGUUUACAGAACUGUUGCAACUUCAAUGGCACCAAUUGAUUCAUUUGAACUUGAAGACCAGGAUGUUGACUUUGACGGAAUACGUUUACGAUGGAAUAGAGUGGAAAUACCACCCUACGGUACUGAUGAACAACCUCUUCUCUAUAUGAUUGAGAUGAAUGAACCACCAUUGGAUGAAUGGCGUCCAAUUGUAAGUGGGCUACCGACUACCAGAUACAGGGUGACAGACCUCAUACCAGAUAGAGACUAUCAUUUCAGAGUCCGAGCUCUCAGCUCUUAUGGAGUUAGUCCACCAUCAUACACAUUGCCAGUUUCUUAUCGUAGACCUCUGCCAGGUCCAAGCCGUGUUUUGUCAGAAUAUCCACAAAUUGUGUAUGAUGAAAGUGAUGCACUACAGUUGGCAUGGCAACCUCCAAGGAUCAGCACUACAGAGCCAAUCAGAUACAGAGUUGAACUUCAAGCUCCACCCAGUUUGGCAUGGAAACCAUUGGCUACUGGUAUUCCUGAUACUAGAUAUCCCAUCAGAGGACUUGGACCAAGCAGGGACUACAUGUUCCGAGUGGUUCCAGAAACACGAGCAGGAACCUUGGAACCCUUGCCUCCAGUGUCUCUCACCUCCCUGCCAGCUCCUAGAACUUUCCUUCCAAGUCAACCAGAAAUCCUUGAUUAUAAACCAGACUCUUUCAUGUUGUCAUGGAGACGACCUUAUGUUGACACACACUUACCAAUUAUGUACCGUAUUGAAAUGCAAGAACCUCCAAGUGUGGAUUGGCGCCCUCUGGUGUCUGAUGUUGCAGAUACCCGAUAUCAUGUGACAGGAUUACAACCGAGUAGAGAUUAUAGUUUCAGAAUUGUUCCUUACUCAGGUUCUGAUUACUGGGAACCACUGCCACCUGUUACAAUUACCUCUAUGCCAGUUAAACCAAGGUUCAGACCACACGAACCAACCAUUACUCCCUUUGGAGACGAUUCAAUCAAGUUGUCAUGGAAACCAGCAGAUAUCCCAAUGUAUCCAAGGACACCAGUACCAAUACGUUACAUCGUUGACAUGAGGACACUUCCUAGUUACGACUGGACUCCACUCAUGCGUAACAUCUUGGACACAUCGUAUAUUGUAAAGGGACUAAGUCCACUAAAAGAGUACCAGUUUCGUGUCAGACCUCAGACAGAUUAUGGCAUUGGGGAACCUACAAUGCCUGCUACAUUUUAUAGAAAACCUGUGCCAAUGCUUAGGCGUGAGCCAAUUAUUUCCAACAUCUAUGGUGAUUCUGUUUUGUUAUCAUGGCAACCUGCAGAGAUUCAAGGUGACUUCAAAUUUCCACCAAAGGUGACUUACAGCAUAGAGAUGCAAGACAGACCAGGAGUUGGUCCAUGGACUCCAUUUUUGACUGGUAUCAAUGGAACAAAUUACCAAGUUACUGGACUUCGCCCUGACAGGGAAUACUUCUUCAGGGUCAGAGGUCACGUUGGUGAUGUUUUCGGUGAACCAUCAGCACCAGUGUACCUGACACACAGAGCUGGACCUCCAAAGAUGCCAAAUGAACAGCCCUACAUAUCAGAAAUGAGCCCUAACUCCGUCCAUCUACAAUGGCGAGCUGUUCAGUUACCCUCAAAGAUAACAGAUUAUGCUCCAGUAACAUACAGACUUGAAGUCCAGGAGCUCCCUCGAUCUGACUGGGUAAUCCUUGUCGAUGGUAUACCACACACUGACUUCCAUGUAACAAAUCUACAUCCAGAUCGAGAGUAUAACUUCCGUGUCAGAGCUAUCAACAAGUAUGGUUAUAGUGAGCCUACACCAUUGGUACAAAUUAGAAGGCGUGCAGUUCCACCAAGAAUGCCUAAAGAUGAACCAAUGAUCUAUGACAUUGGUCAUGGCUCACUGAUGUUGUCAUGGAGACCAGCAGAUGUCCCACACUACCUUAGUGAUUCGCCUGUGACAUACACAAUCUAUGUCCAGGAACCUCACUCAACAACCUGGCGUCCAUUAUAUCGAAGGAUACCAUACACAUCAUACCAUGUGACCAACCUUCAUUCAGAUCGUGACUACUGUUUCCGUGUUCAGGCAGAAAAUAUAUAUGGUGUCAGUCAGCCAACUAACACAGUCAGACUGACAAGAUUGUCAGAUUUCAGAUCACCAAUUGAUAUUCCUGAAAUUUCUGAAUUUGACGACACCAGAUCAUCCCUAAUGUUACGUUGGAAACCAAAACAAAUGGCGCCAUUUGCUGGCAAACCAUUGAAAUACCACAUUGAGAGCUGGGAACCAGUUAAACGCACCUGGAGAUCACUUGCCAGAGAUAUACCAGAUACAAGCUACCGUCUGACUGGGUUGUCUCCAGAAAAUGAUUACAUCCUUCGAGUAAGAGCACAGGCAGAAAGUGCAUUGAGUGAACCUUCCUAUCCAAUAUCUACAAGCAGAUAUAGAACAAGGGCACCUAUUACUAGACCACAACUGUAUGAUGUUGAAUCUGACUCUGUCAGGUUGUCAUGGCAACCCUAUGCAGGAACCAUAACUCCAAGGAGAUACAGAUUAGAACUAAGAGAAUCUUCAGUACCAGACUGGCGACCUGUGACAACAGACAUUUAUGGUACUACACACAAAGUGACGGGACUGAAACCUAAACAAGAUUAUGAGUUCCGUGUUCGUGGAAUCACUGAGAAAGGACCAACAGACUAUGUGUAUUCUGUACCUCUACACAGAAGAUCAGUGAUUCCAAGGCUGCCCUUAGCAGGUGUGGAUGUAGUCAAUGUUGACGACGAUUACGUUGACUUAAGUUGGCGAAUGGUUGACAUCCCCGCUUACAGUGCUGAUGACAAGCCACUUGCUUUCCUUAUAGAGGCUCAACAGCUUCCAAGAUAUGACUGGCUUCCUGUUGCUAGCGGAAUAUCAGACACAUCAUACCGUGUGAAGAAUCUACAGAGGAAUCAAGAUUAUGUCUUCAGAAUCCGUGGAGAAUAUCCUUCCGGCCUGUCCCAACCCUCCCAACAUGUCCCUGUUUACCGCAGACCAAUUCGCCCUGGAGUACCUAUUACAAGACCCGAGAUUAUUGAUGAAGACUCAACUAGUGCCAGACUACGUUGGCAGAGAGUUUACACACCACCAUAUCGUCAUAGUGAUCCCAUCAGCUACCAGAUAGAGCAACAGGAAGCUCCUUACAGAAACUGGCGCCCUCUAGCAAGGGGAAUAACCAUGACUGAACAUACAAUUACUGACCUCAUGCCCAAGAAGGAUUACCUGUUCAGAAUUAGGGCAGAGUCACAAAAUGGUGACGUCAGUGCACCAACACCACCAAUAUCAUACUACAAAUCACCAACACCAUCACCCAGAACUCCUAGGAAGACUGUGGAUUAUAAAUUGUUUGAGCAGGAUUAUUCUGUACCGUCCAGAUGCUAUGUUGACCACCUAACGACAUUCAUUCCACCAAGACUGCCAUUAGAUAAACCAGAUAUGACAGAGAAUGGUCCAUCAACUGUAUCCCUGCGAUGGAAACCUGCACAGGUACCAGAAAGAACCAGAGAAAAGUACCCAAUCACAUACAGUAUUGAAGUGAAGAAUCCACCAAAUUUUGAAUGGAGGGAUGUUGAAGCUGGUCUUACUGGUCUUUCACAUACAUUAAAAGAUAUACAUCCUGAGAUUGAUUAUAUGUUCAGAAUCAGGGCCCACAAUGAAUUUGGAAGUAGUGAGGCAACACUUCCUGUUUCUCUAUACAGACCUAUAGAGGUAGAACAGUUUUAUGAUGAUGAAUAUGACUCUGACUAUGAAGUUCCAUUUGUUACCCUUGGAGAUUGUGAAGCUCCUAUUGAAGAAGUCCCACCUAAAUUACCAAUGGAAACACCGCGACUGACAAGCGUGACAGGGGAGAGAGCAAUGUUACACUGGUUGUCUGCCAGGAUACCAGCCUAUGCCAAAAAAGUUCCCAUCACAUACAUUGUGGAGAUUAAAGAAGACAAUAUGCCAGGUUUCUCACACUUCCAGAGUGGAAUUAUUGAUACCAAAUUCCUUCUUGAGGGACUUAAUCCUAAUAUGAGUUACCAGUUUAGAGUAAAGGCAGAAACCCAGUUUGGUUGCAGUGAUCCUACAUUGGCUAUUUCUCUGGAUAGAAAUAAAGACAAAGUAAAAAGACCACUGAUAGACUUAAAAAGAGAGGACCUUGAAAUUCCACAGGCAAAAAUCAGAGAUGCUGCUCCUAAAGGAGUGCCACCUAGGAUGUCGUCCUCCCGACCUCUAAUUACCAAUCACUACGGAGGAAACUUGCUAUUGACGUGGGGUCCUGCACGUGUGCCAUCCUAUGUUAAAGGUUCUUCAUUAAAAUAUAUGGUAGAAAAACGGGAGCCACCACAUUCAACUUGGACAGUUCUCGCUGAUAAUUUAGUAGACAAUGAAUAUGAUGUGACUGGAUUGAACCCAGAACGUGAUUACAUGUUUAGAAUCCGAGCCAAAAACCAGUUUGGUGCUAGUGAUCCCACAAUGCCUUGCAGUGUAAUCAAUGUCAGAGAUGACUAUGUACCCCCAGUAUUCAGCAGAUCACAGUCCCGGGACAGUGGAACACCAAGGAUGUCUCGAAGAUCCUCUAUAGAGAGUCCACUUGUCCUCAGCAGGCAGAUAUCACUUGAUGAAAGUGAUGACAUGUACAGAAGUGGUAUGCCACCAGAAUUUAAAUCAACAGUGGAGGAGUUACAGUAUGGUGUAUUAGGGAAAACAGCCAGAAUCAACCUAGCUGUCAGGGGUUUCCCACUUCCUGUUAUAGAAUGGACAUUCAAGGGAAAUAACUUGUCUGAUAAAAACAAAUAUAAAUCUAUCAUAACACCAAGUGGAGUUAUCACCCUUGACAUAUUUAACCUCUGUUUGGAUGACAUUGGAGAAUAUAAAUGUACAGUGGAAAACGACAAUGGCAUUAAAAUUAUAAUUGUACAACUAGAAUAUGCAGAUGCACCAACAUUUAUUGAACCGACAGAAGACAUGUACCUAGACAGCCACAAGAGUGGUAGGUUUGACUGUAAAGUAGAUGGCAUUCCAUAUCCCAAGAUACGUUGGAUGAAAGAUACCCGACCAAUAACUGAAACCAGCCGAUUGAAGAUACAACAUACCAAACCAAACCAAUGGUCUUUAAGUCUGAAUGAUGUCAUUUCAUUGGAUAGUGGCUUGUACACAUGUGUGGCUGAAAAUGUGGCAGGAAAAUCCAUAUCUUCUUCAAAUCUGUUUGUUGAUGAUGAUAGUGAUAAUGAAGAACUUGAGACAACAACCAAACAAAUAUCUUUCCGUGAGGCUGUGUUUGAAGAUUAUUACUAUCCACUUGAGGAGUUAGGCCGAGGUCGGCAUGGAAUUGUCAGAAGAGUAAUACAGAAAUCAUCUGGAAAGGAAUAUGCAGCUAAAAUGAUCCCAGCAUGCAAUGAGGAACUGAAAUUUUUCUUUGGACAUGAAUUGAACAAUUUACGUCAUAUUAAUAACCAACGUGUUCCAUCCGUAAUUGAUGCUUUCCAGUCGGAGAGACAGUUGGUCAUUGUAAUGGAACUUGUCAAAGGGAGAUCACUGAUAGACCACAUCUUGUCCCAGGACAAAUGGACUGAAAGUGAGGCUGUGAAGUAUGUCAAGCAGCUCUUGGAAGUGCUCAGAAAUAUCCAUGCAUCAAGCAUUGCUCAUCUUGAUAUCAAGCCAUCAAAUAUUUUCCUCUCAACCCCCGAUUCAGAUCAGAUCAAACUGAUAGACUUCGGACUGUCUCGUCACAUGUCUGUGGAUUAUGAUGUCAAGUUAAACUAUGGCACAGAAGAAUUUACCUCCCCUGAACAGAUUAAAAAUGAAACUGUUUCCUCAGCAUCAGAUAUGUGGAGUGUUGGCAUUCUGACUUAUAUUUUAUUGAGUGGUGUAUCUCCAUUAAGGGGAGACAAUUAUUCUGAAACAUUGAAGAAAGUGAUGGAAGGCAAAAUAAACCCAUUGGAGGAGAAUUUCAAACAUGUGUCAGAGGAUGCUAUAGACUUCUUAGCAGAACUUUUAGUAGUUGAUCCAUGUGAUAGAUUAACAGCUGCUGAAUGUUUACAACAUUCUUGGAUAAAAGAGUCAGCAGAGAAGAGCAACAGUCCACUUGACCUUGGCCCACUUGUUUCAUUCCAAGCUAGUGAUUUAGCACAGAGAAAAGUAUCAAGUUUAAGAAGCAUACCACAGUUACACUGUCUGACAUCUGUUCUUGAGCAAACAGUCCCUGUAACCCCAUUCACAACAUCCAAAGAUAAUGAAUCAGGAAGUCAAACAUACCCUGAUUGUGAAUACUUUGGUGAAUAUGUAGACGAGGAAUCCUGGUAUGACUGGCAAAACAGAUACCACAGAGGUCCAGGGGCUAAAGUUGUGCCACUGACGGAGGCUGAGUACUUAGCAAGAGUCCCUGGAUUGAGGACCACACGCAGGAUGACAGAUGUGGAUGAUGAGGACGUGGAGGCAACAGUCAGACGAAAAACAUCAGUGAUGGAAGCAGAUCGGGAUAUCCAUGAGGAUCCGUGUUUACGUAAAGAAUUACAAUAUGGGGUAGUAGCUGAUGAUGUAAAGCAGAGGAAGAAGGCUUCAAAAGAUCUAUUUCCUAAAGAUGAUACGAAAGAUGAAAAUCCACAGAUUGUGACCAAGUUCCAUGAUCUUGCUUUUACUCCUGGAGAAAAUAUUGUCCUAAGGUGCACUUUGGAUAUUGACGAACCUCCAGCAGUAACGUGGUACAGGAAUGAAGAACUAGUAUCUGAGAGUAGUCGUAUUUAUAUUAAAGUAACAGACAAUGGCACUUUGCUGACAGUUGUCUCUGCUAAACCAUAUGAUUCUGGAAUAUACAAAUGUGUUGUGAGAAGUAAAGGAGGAAAAGCUACUGCAGCUGCUAGAGUCUUGGUUGGAGAUGUUCCUAGUCAGCCAAGCAGACCAGUGGCAACACAAGUAUCAUCAACACAAGCUUUGUUGCUAUGGGAACCUCCAACAACCAAUGGAAACUCUUACAUCACAGGAUACAGAGUUGACUGCAGAAAAACAAAUGAAAAUUCUUGGUUGACUGUUGCACACCCCAUUGAUGAGUGUACAAUUGUAAAAGAUAUGGUGCCCAAUACAUCUUACAGAUUCAGAGUUUGUGCUUUAAACCAGUUUGGUUUCAGUGCUUACAGUGUUGCUUCCCCUGAAAUUGUAACAGCUGAAGAUGGGGAUAAAAUUGUAUUGGAUGAGUACACCAGUGCAAUCCUGGCAAGACAAAGUGGUGUGCAUCUGAUGCCAUCACUGCCAUCUAUUGGUCCAGUACAACUAACCGAGGGAUCCUUCAGUGAAAAAUACCAGCUUACAGAAACAGUUUAUAGUGGAAAAUUUUCUGAAAUUAAAAUUGCAGAGAAUACUUCAACAAAGAGAUCCUAUGCUGCAAAAAUAAUUCCAUGUGACAAAGACAAAAGUUCAACAGAAUUUGAAAUAUUGAAAUUAAUGAACCAUGAAAAAGUCAUCAGAUUGUAUGAUGGAUUCUUAUUCAGUGAGAAGCUUUAUAUCAUCACUGAAUAUUUGUGUGGUGUAAAUGUUUUGCAGCAUUUUGCUUUCAAGUCAAAAUAUUCAGAAGACAUGGUUGCCAUAGUGAUACGUCAGAUUUUGGAAGGUGUGCAAUAUUUACAUCAUGUGGGUGUGGUUCAUUUGAAUCUACAACCAAGCAGUGUGGUUAUGAGAAGCAGACAGCAUUUGGAUGUGAAGAUAUGCGGGUUCAGUCAUGCAAGGAAAGUGUCUGGCAAUGGAGAAGUUGUCCCUUGUGAGGGAUAUCCCGAUUUCAUUGCUCCUGAAGUUGUGACAAGGAAGAUAACUUCAUAUUCAGCUGAUAUUUGGACUGUUGGUGUCCUCAGUUUUCUUCUACUUAGUGGCGACUCACCCUUCAGAGCCUCAAGUGUAGAAGAGACAUAUUUUAACAUAGCAUACAGUCGAUAUGAUGCCCAUUCAUUGUAUGACAAUAUAACAAGAGAUGCUCUUAGGUUUAUGAACAGGAUAAUGAAAAGAAUACCAAAUAAUCGUAUGUCUGUGGAAGAUUGUUUAGAAGACAAAUGGUUACAGGUUGCAGACACAACAGUAAAGGCUAGACAGGAAGCUGUAUUCACCACUGCUAAACUGAGGUCAUUUGCUGACCUUUACAGAGAGAGAGGAAUUCUAGGAAUAUGGAUGCCAGAGGAGCUACCAGAAACGGAAAAAGAAAUUGAUGAAUUUACAGUUAAAAAAGAAAAGAAAACCGAAGUACCUACAAAGACCGAAACAGAGCAAACAUCAGAGGCGAAGGAAAAUAUCAAAACUGAAACACAAAAAGAUGACAGCCAAGUGAUAUCACAAGAGAACAAUAGCCCUGUGAUGUCAGAAAAAAAUGAUGACAUAAUUGAGUCACAACAAAAUGCUAUUGAUAAAGUAGCUGAAACCAUGGUAACAGAAGCCCUUGAAGAUGCAUUUAAAAGCAAAGAAUUAAAUUAAAAGCACUUCUGACAUUAGAUAUUGACAUUAAAGUGUCAUAGAACAAAUGGUUUAAAUAUGUAUGUUCUUGUCUCUGCAAACCUACUGCCCAAGAACAAGCAUCUAAAAUUAAUUUAUGUUUCUUGAGAUAAAUUUUUCCACUUUAGACAGGGUUAAUCUAAUUAAAUUACAUGUUAAUUAUUAUUGGCUUGCUUAUUACAAGAUUUGUCCUGUGGGUCUGAUACAUGUUUGUGGAGAUGAGAAAGUGCAAAUAUUAAACACCAUGUUGACAAAUAGAUACUUCAGGGCGAAUUUUUUUUUUGUGUUUACUUAAUUUUUAGAAUCGUUUACAUUCAAUAGUACGUCUAUAUGUAAUAAUGCAUAUUAAAACAUUUUAUCAAAGUAUUUUAAUUACAUACUGUAUCUGAAGUUUACCAGGGAAAUAUGAAGUUUAUAGGAGUGAAGGGGUUGAUAAUAGAUAUGGAUUUUAUGUCCUGGACUUAACAGUGAUCAUGUGAACAGUUAUGGUAUGGAUUCCUUAAUACCCUGCUUUUUUAGAAGUUUGCUGUAGAAAGUUUUUAGGCUCAUUCAUCUCAUUUUAUACACACUUAGUCUGAAUAUGAUGUAGAAACAAGAUUCUUAGACACAAUCAUGUCACUAGAAAAUUAAUAUCAUCUCAAUUGUUACUUUUCAUGUAUUUAUAUAUCUCUGUGUAUUGCUAAUAUUUUCGUCAAAAACACAGCCUACGACUAUCACUAAAAUUUUCUUGUUUUCCUCUCGUUAAUGGAAGGGAGGGAUUUAAAAUUAAAAAGAGGACAUGAAGUAGGAAAAUCAUCCAAGUAAAUUAAGAACAAAAUAUGGUUUUAAUCUACCAGUGAUUACUUGACAAGCUCUAAAAACAAAUCUGCCUUGUUUUAGGAGUGAUUAUAAGAGAGGUACAACUAACUUUAAAGUAACUCUGUAUGUUUAAUUAUUAUAAAAUCAAAUUGUAAGGUUGGUUGUUUAAGGUAUUUAUUACAUGUAUUACUAACUUAAGGUAGCUGUGUUUUUUAUAAAACAUUAGUAAUACAAAUUUUACGAUUUAAUUCUGUGAUUUCUUAUUCUGUCAUUAGAAUUUGGAAAGUUUUGUCUGUGAUCUAGGAUUAAGAAAACUUAAUUUAUAUUUAUAAUCCACAAUAUGUGUGUAUUUUAAAAUGUAUAUUACUUAAUUAUUUAUUGUUACGAGUUAGUUAGUGUAUUGGUUAAUUAUUAUUACUGGAGAACUUAUGACUUGCAAAACAUAUUCAUAAAUGAUCAUCGUUUGUAUUGUUUCACCAAUAUUUCUGGUGUUACAUAAUUGCAUGAUAUGACAGUCGUUCCUUUUGUGCGACAUUAUUGCACGGAAACAUAUUGCACCAGCGUCUUUGUUGAUAUACCGUGUAUGAUAUAAGAUCUGUAUCUUUGGCAUUGUAUCAUUGCUCUGGAAAAAAGUUCUGAUGUAACACCAGUGUUUGCAAUGUAACUGGACUGUCCAUUUUAAUUACAUUAUUUGAUGUGACAUUAUUGUAUUUGUACAUCAUUUGCCAUAAUAUGUAACAAUCAUUUCAGAAAGGUUUACUUUACAGUGUUAAAAGUGUUAUCCCAAAACAAUGUUAAUACUUUUAUGUCCUGUUUUGCUUUAAUUUCCUUGACUUGAAGUGUAAAAAAUUAUGAAGAUUUCCUCAGGACGUUAUAGAGAAGGACAUGAGGAGAUCCCCAUUUGGACAGGUGAAAAGAAUUUAAAAAAAGGUUUACCUAAUGUAAAAAAAAACAUCUUAAAAUAAGCUGGUCUUAAAUACAAUUUACCUGAGUAUAAAGAUACUUUGUGGUACUGAUAAAUGUGUGACAAUUUUGUGCAAAUGUUUUUGAUGGAACUAGGCUUUAAGAUCUUAGAACUUGUUGUCAAGUCUUGAAGAAUUAAACACUGUAUUUAGAUAUACCAUUGAAAUUAAUUUUUUUCCAAGAUCAAUAUAAGUUGCAUGUCCAAUUCGUCCCAUAUUUAUUUGGAUAGUUUGAUUAAGACUUUAUUGAUCAUAUUUGAGUGACAUAUAGUCUAUGGCACCACAUAAACAGAGCUCCUUAAAACAAUGAAAAAUGACAAUGCCAACUGGCCUAGCCUCUUUCUAAAGUAUUCUUAAGUACAACCAUACCAUUUGAACUUUCAUUGGUAUAUUUAGACAUGCUGUUUGUCCUUCUCUGAACAUUGUAGUAGCGCUUACACCGCCGUAUUUCUAUGAUUAUCAUGUUUGUUUUAAUUAGUGAUACUAUUAUUUAUUAAAACACAACCAAACCAUA